GUUUUAGAUACGGGAGAUUGCAUAAACAACAAAUCCAAUUGAACAUGCGUUGAUAGUUGAGGUUGUGUGGUGAAAAAUACGAGCCCGAUAGCUAUAUCAUAUUUUUUUWAAUAUGAGCAGGAUCGGGGGUCUAUUACGCCGGAGCUUUGGGUUGAUAAAAGAACAUGUGGGCACCGACCAUUUAGGAAAUAAAUAUUACUUGCAGCCCGAGCAAAAAACUUGGACGGGGAGGAUUGUUCGGGCCAAGCGGAUGGUGGUGGCUGUUAACCCUACAGAGUUUGAGUACCUGGAAGGCAACAUACCCUCAGAGUGGGAUGCUUGGAUCCGAGGCAGACGGAAGCAGCCCCCCUCCAUUGAGGAGCUGGUGAAAAACCAGCACUACAGGGAGCACAUCAAAGGAAAGGCGAGGGAGGUGGAUGAGAGAGAGCUGGCUCUGCAGGCUAAGGAGGGCCUGGUGGCUCGGCCUGCUCAGACCAUAGCCAAGGGCCACGCCGCCGCCACCAGCUUCGGCCAGCCAGAGACCAGUGAGGAGCCUGUCAGUACAGCCAACACAUUCCAGCCUGGCUCCUGGAUACCCGCAGCCAAGAAAUAGCCACGCACACACACUCACUGGGUCAUGAUACCAGUACUGUGAUACUGGAAUUUUCCAUGGUAAAAAAAAUAAAAACAUGAAGCAAACUGAACUCCUGCUGUUGUGUGAUAUAGCUUGGAAAAUAAACAAUUACUCUGGGUAACAACAGAA
Molecule: messenger RNA, 742 nt
Organism: Salvelinus sp. IW2-2015
Lineage: Eukaryota; Metazoa; Chordata; Actinopteri; Salmoniformes; Salmonidae
Gene: ndufaf2
Product: NADH:ubiquinone oxidoreductase complex assembly factor 2
Biological process (GO): mitochondrial respiratory chain complex I assembly
Cellular component (GO): membrane; mitochondrion
Source: RefSeq, a predicted model, not a curated record